Molecule: messenger RNA, 1752 nt
Organism: Aspergillus novofumigatus IBT 16806
Lineage: Eukaryota; Fungi; Ascomycota; Eurotiomycetes; Eurotiales; Aspergillaceae
Product: tannase and feruloyl esterase
Exons: 1
Coding region: 1-1593 (530 amino acids)
Source: RefSeq, a predicted model, not a curated record
AUGUUGGUAUCCCUGAACAUCUUGUCCUGUCUAAGUGCGAUUCUGGCGGGGCUGGCGUCCGCCUCCAGAUGCUCGCCCGCCUUUAUCGACAAGCCGGACUUACUCGGGGCUUCAAUUAUCAAUAUCGAAGCAGAAGAAGCCCAUAACUAUUCUGCUGUCAGUAUUGCCCCGGGAAGCAACGAAGGCGGCCGAUAUACCAUCAGUUUUUGCAACGUCACAGUUACCCACACUCAUUCUGGUUGGAACGACACAAUCCACACUCAAGUUUGGCUCCCACUCGAGGGUUGGAAUGGUAGAUUCCAGGCGUUAGGUGGUGGAGGUUACAGCGUCGGGUUUGGUUCCACAUACCUCACAUAUUCAGUCGCAACUGGAUUCGCAUCUGCCUCUAGUGAUGGAGGUCUUCCUGGUGGAAGUGGAACAGACGCUAUUCCUACGGACCUAUCCUGGGCUCUUAGCAGCAAGAACAACGUUGACUGGCUUCACCUGGAAGAUUAUGCUGCAACGGCGACAAACGAUAUGGCUGUGAUAGGACAGCAGAUCACCAAAUCUUACUACCAAAAGCCAGCAAGUUUCUCCUAUUUUGCUGGAUGCUCUGGUGGCGGUCGACAAGGGCUUCUGAUGGCGCAAAGGUACCCGAACGUUUUUGAUGGAAUUUUAGCGAUCGCUCCAGCUGUCAAUAUACAAAACUUCAUUCCUGCUGGUAUGUGGGCCUCACAAGUCAUGAAUGAGCUUGGCCACUAUCCGUCGCCAUGUGAGAUUGAGGCGUUCACAAAGGCAGCAGUUAUGGCCUGUGAUCGUCUAGACGGAGUUGAAGAUGGCAUCAUCAGCGAUCCAGAUCGCUGUCAUGUUACUGCUUAUGACUUGGUUGGAAAAAAAUACACCUGCAACGGGGUCCAAAGAGCAUUCACUCGCUCCAGUGCAAAGGUAAUCCAAGCUGCGUGGUCCGGUUCGCUUUCGGUCUCCAAGAAAUAUGGCUGGCCUGGGGUUAACCACGACGCCACCCUUGGCAGCCACUAUCUUCCCACCGAAUGUUCUACAAACAACACAUGCCACCUUAGCCAAAGUGCAUUAUUUGGCAGCUGGAUCAAAUAUCUUGUCGCCAAGGACCCGGAAUUCGAAAUUAACAAUAUGACUCGAAAUGAGUUCUUGGAAGCCUUACACUAUUCGGCAGUUUACUACACAUCUAUGCUCGGAACGAAUGACCCUGAUCUCUCCAAGUUCAAGGCCAACGGCGGAAAAAUGAUCACCUGGCAAGGACUGGCGGACGAGGCUAUCCCGCCGAAUGGACCAAUCGCAUACUACAAGGAGGUCCUCAAGAACGACCCCAAAGCUCAAGACUUCUAUCGAUUCUUCGAAGCGCCUGGUGUUGGCCAUUGUUAUGGUGGACUCGGACCUAUCCCGAACGGGGCGAUGUCUCAACUCAUGGAAUGGGUCGAAAAAGAUCACCCUCCUGCUACUCUGCAUGCCACCAAAGGCAGCAACAACACAGCUAGAGACCUUUGCCCAUAUCCCCUUCGACAAAAGUUCAUUGGAGGAGAUCCCCGAAACGCAACCUCCUUCACCUGCACUGACGAAUAUUCGACCAGGACUUGAAUGGGUAUUUCCAGAGAAUCCAUGAUUGGUAGCAUGGACAGCACUUUGAAAUCAUGCCGUAUAAUCUGUUGUCCUACCUUGUCCUUUGUGUGUAUCACACUUUACUUUCUUUUAUUUUCGUGCUUUUUGGCUUCUCGGUUUGCAUAUGUGCGUUCUAAU